ACACACAUGGACGCAGGCUCGCGCACGCCUCCUGUCAUUCUGUAAUCGCAGACACUCGCAGACGCUCGGGAUCUGUGCUCCUCUAUGUGAAGUUUGCACACACGACCGGAGAGAAGACAGAAUAAAACCCUCCUUUUUCAUCUCUAUCGGGCGAUUAACAUCAGUCUGCUGAGCAGGCUCGGAGAAAAGAGGUCACUUUUACAGUUUUUCAGCUUCACACCACACAGGCCUGAGCUGUAGGACAUUAUGACAGAAGUAAUGAACACCUGUGAAGCGGCUGUGGGGGACUACAGUGCAUCUGGAGACCAGAAGAUCGGCUUUCAGAUUUUCCCAGAAUCGCACGAGCGAUACCCCAAGCUAUCCAAGCGCUUGCCAUCCAUCGUGGUGGAGCCCUCUGAGACUGGAGAUGUGGAGAGCGGAGAGUUGCGAUGGCCUCCUGAUGACUUGAGCCCUACAGAUGAAACCAGAGAUCCUCCAGCACAGAAAGCAGGUGAGGAACCGACAGCAGAGGUGGAGGAAGCUGGUAGAGUCGCAGCGAACUGAUGAACACUGAGUGGCACCAAUCCAACCUAUAACUAUGAAUGUCUUAAUGAUGGACAAGAAUGAGCAGGAGGCUCCUACAGUUAGGUCUGACUACAGUAUCACCCGCAAUAGAGCCACUCACCUGUUGAUAGACCAAUCCAGUAGGGGGAGCUGAGGCUUGAGAGACUUUUCUGAAAUAACUUGCGUGCCAAACUCUAGUGCUAGCCAGCUACAGUGAUUGAAUUAUACCUUCUUCUUUCCCAUAGCAUUAUAAUUAAUCUCUAAAUCUGUACCUGUUUUUAAGUGAUUUGGACCAAAGUUAAAUAUUAAAUAGAAAUAUUUGACGUUCUCGAUCUACCACACACCUGCUUAUCAUUUCAAGCAAUGUACACGCUUAGUUUUUCUGCAGUAGGAGUUCUUAACAAAUAUAAAGGACUUUCAAAAUGUAAAGUAGAUUAUAUUUUAUAGUGUGUUCACAUAUAUUCAGUUCAAUUUACAGCAGCUUCUAAUUAAAAAAAUGCUCCAGAAAGCAGCUGCCUGAGUAACUGUAUCUUCACUUGGCUGUAUUUUAAUCAGAAAGGAAACUUGGCAGAAAUCCGGGCUGAGAACGUCAUUUGAUAUUAUAAUACAUCAUUAGUGUUCUCUGUAUAAUUGCUAGCUGGCUAACUAAGCUAGUUCUAAGUUAGUCAUAUAACGUAGCUCCAUAAACUGAGGCUGCAUCAUGCUAGCUAGUUCAAUUUCUGAAAAUUCAACUUUUCAAAUGCUCUGAGCACAAAUGACUGUUAUAUCUGUUUAAGCAAAAAUGUAAUAAAUGUUAACUAUCUAUGAAACAACAA
Tachysurus vachellii is the source of this 1358-nucleotide messenger RNA. RefSeq lists its product as uncharacterized. The coding region runs from base 247 to 543 and encodes 98 amino acids. NCBI's taxonomy places the organism in Eukaryota, Metazoa, Chordata, Actinopteri, Siluriformes, Bagridae. The transcript is spliced from 4 exons. The record is from RefSeq and is a predicted model, not a curated record.